This is a messenger RNA of Bombina bombina (fire-bellied toad), 1657 nucleotides long. RefSeq names its product cytochrome b-c1 complex subunit 2, mitochondrial. Lineage: Eukaryota; Metazoa; Chordata; Amphibia; Anura; Bombinatoridae. Gene Ontology annotation, cellular component: mitochondrion. The record is from RefSeq and is a predicted model, not a curated record. The transcript has 14 exons. The coding region runs from base 116 to 1471 and encodes 451 amino acids. Gene Ontology annotation, molecular function: metal ion binding.
CUGCCAGCAGUGAAAGCGUUAACUCAGUGAGGAGCGGAGCCGCGCGUGCGCAGUAAGGACCCUCUGCCGCCAUAUUGUUUUCCUGUCACCGGCUGAAGGAGACCAGAGUGCAGCAAUGAAGCUCGCGACCGGCGUCCGGUAUCUCGCUAGGAGACUGUACUCUGCACAAACUUCUGCAAAAUCUGAUGCUGCGGGACGGGCUCGUCUUCUGCCAGAGGAGCUUCAGAUAACAAAGUUGCCAAGUGGACUGGUGAUAGCUUCUCUUGAGAAUUUUUCUCCUGCCACAAAGAUUGGUGUUUUUGUGAGGGCUGGUAGCAGAUAUGAGAACGCCAGCAAUUUAGGUGUUAACCAUCUGCUACGCCUGGCAUCUAAUUUGACCACCAAGGGGGCGUCUUCUUUUAAAAUAACACGUGGUAUUGAGGCUGUUGGUGGAAGUUUAAGUGUGACAUCUUCAAGGGAAAAUAUUGUGUACAGCGUAGAAUGUCUACGAGAUUAUGUAGACACUGUAAUGGAAUACCUCAUUAAUUUGACUACAGCACCAGAGUUCAGAAUGUGGGAAGUAUCUGACCUCCAAGCAAAAGUAAAGGUUGAUAAAGCAAUUGCCUACCAAAAUCCUCAAGUUGGUGUCCUUGAAAACCUCCAUGCUGCAUCUUACCGCAAUGCACUUGCUAAUUCCUUAUACUGUCCUGACUACAGGAUUGGAAAAAUUACACCUGAAGAGCUUCAGCAGUUUGUCCAGAACAAUUUCACAAGCGCACGCAUGGCACUGGUCGGUCUAGGUGUAAGUCAUUCUGUUCUUAAACAAGUUGGGGAACAUUUCCUUAAUAUCAGGAGUGGUGCUGGUUCUGCUGGAGUCAAAGCACAGUAUAGGGGAGGUGACAUCAGACAGUUGAAUGGAGAGAGCCUUGUUCACGCCGCAGUUGUUGCUGAAGGAGCAUCUGCUGGGAGCGCUGAAGCAAAUGCUUUUAGUGUCCUCCAGUACGUUUUAGGCGCAGGACCUUAUAUCAAGAGGGGGAGUAACACAAGCAGCAAAUUGUCUCAGGGUGUUGGCAAGGCAACUAAUCAGCCAUUUGAUGUGUCUGCGUUUAAUACAAACUACACCGAUUCUGGUCUUUUUGGAGUCUACACAAUCUCUCAGGCGGCAGCAGCUGGUGAUGUUAUUAAUGCUGCUGUAAAUCAAGUGAAGGCUGUUGCACAGGGCGGUGUCACUGAAGCUGAUCUAGUCCGAGCUAAAAAUCAGCUGAAAUCAAACUAUUUGAUAUCGGUGGAAAAUUCAUGUGACCUUUUGAAUGACAUUGGAACUCAGGCUUUGAUAUCUGGAUACUACACAUCUCCAGCGGAUGCCCUCCAGCAGAUAGACUCUGUAUCCAGUGCUGAUGUUGUGAACGCUGCCAAAAAGUUUGUGUCUGGAAAGAAAUCUAUGGCUGCAUCUGGAAAUCUGGAGAACACACCAUAUGUUGAUGAAUUGUGAAACAAAUAUUUAAAAUACUACAUAUGCUCAGAGAAGACCCUUGAGAAAGUCCUACAUUGUUUGUGGAUAAUAUCAAAAUUAUCUGUGUUUCAGUCCAUUUUUCAGAAAUAUGAACAUAGCUUGUCUCCUAUCUUUAAGGAAAUGGAAGGCCUAAUAUAAAUAAAAUAUAAAUAUUUCUAUACACAA